AUGCAGAACGAUCAAGGACAGGGUGUCUCGCACGCCAAAGACUCAAAGCUUCCCCAGAAAGUUCAAGAGAAGGUUCCCGCGAGUGUUGAGCACAAGGUGCCAGAUGCAGCUCAUGACACCAACAGCAACAAAGACACGGGCAAAGUGUCACAUGCUACUGGCGACUCUAAGGUACCGCAAUUUUUGCAGGAAGGCCUGCCUGCCAAGGUAGAGAAGGCAGUGCCUAACUCCAUACAUGACACUCGCGGUGCGGACAUCUAG
Ascochyta rabiei is the source of this 261-nucleotide messenger RNA. RefSeq lists its product as uncharacterized. The record is from RefSeq and is a predicted model, not a curated record. The transcript has 2 exons. The coding region runs from base 1 to 261 and encodes 86 amino acids. NCBI's taxonomy places the organism in Eukaryota, Fungi, Ascomycota, Dothideomycetes, Pleosporales, Didymellaceae.